Messenger RNA from Cadophora gregata, 2298 nucleotides. RefSeq lists its product as uncharacterized. Gene Ontology annotation, molecular function: catalytic activity. The record is from RefSeq and is a predicted model, not a curated record. The coding region runs from base 1 to 1518 and encodes 505 amino acids. Lineage: Eukaryota; Fungi; Ascomycota; Leotiomycetes; Helotiales; Ploettnerulaceae. The transcript has 6 exons.
AUGCCAAUGUUUGCGAACAAUACGUCUCCUGAUACUUCCUAUACAUCAUAUAUACACCUUCAUCAGAUCCAAUAUAGAUUUAUCAUUGUCUAUCCUGGUCGUUGUCUCUUGCGCGUCAGUCGUCGUCCGAGUCCCUCGACAUUUAUUGACAAAACAUCAACACAAAUCUCAAUACCGAUAUUAAUCAACAUGAUAGAGCUAUACCGUCUCACAGCAAGCGAAGCUUUGCCGCUCCUUAAAUCCGGUGAACUUACAGUUGAAGCCUACGCAAGAUCUCUCCUCACAAGAAUUAAGCACCGUGACCACGUGGUCAAGGCGUGGGCUUUCCUUGAUCCGGACUUCGUCCUUGAGCAAGCCAAAAGGCUUGACCGACUCCCAGCCGAUGAAAGAGGCCCUCUGCAUGGUGUGCCUGUCGGUGUCAAAGAUGUAAUCUUCACGAAAGAUAUGCCAACAGCCUUCAACUCUGCGAUUUACAGGGAUAGAUCACAGCAAAACGUUGACGCAUCCUGUAUUAUCACGCUCCGUGCUUGUGGAGCACUCAUUUUCGGCAAAACUACUACGACUGAAUUUGCUGCAACGACUGUUGGAGGACCAUCAACUAAUCCCCAUGACGAAAAUCGAACACCGGGUGGCUCCUCCUCAGGAUCAGGAGCUGCUGUUGGUGACUUCCAGGUUCCAAUUGCUCUUGGUACACAAACUGGCGGUAGUACGAUCCGCCCAGGUUCCUACAACGGCAUAUACGGCUUCAAACCAACGUGGAACGCUAUCUCCCGCGAGGGACUCGCAGUCUACUCACAGACUCUCGACACUCUCGGUCUCUAUGCACGCUCAAUCGCAGACCUUGAUCUCCUCUCCAGCAUCUUCCGCCUCUCAGAUGACACACCAAUCCCAUCAUCACCAUUCAGGCUGCAAGGCUCGAAGAUCGCGUUCGCCAAAACGCACGUCUGGCAUAAAGCCGGACUUGGACUAAAAGCUGCGUUUGAGAGGGCGAAAGUCCUGCUAGGUAAUGAAGGAGCGCUGGUGGAGGAGUUGGAGCUCCCGGAGGAGUUUAGCAAUACUACAGAGUGGCAUGAUAGAGUCUGUAAAGGCGAGGGUAGGAGCAGCUUCCUGGGUAAUUACCUCCUUGCCAGAGACAAGCUCGAUUCUCUCAUCCAAAACCAAGUCGAAAAUUCCUCCAACCUAACACGUAAAGCGCAACUCGAAGCCUACGAUGGGUGCGCAAAGCUGCGCCCAGUAUGGGACGAUAUCGCAUCUCAAUACGAUGCAGUCUUAACGCCGAGUGUGCCCGAUGAGGCCCCUUUGGAUAUCAAUUCUACCGGUGAUGCUUCUUUCUGCUCCAUGUGGACGAUUCUCCACGUACCUGCCCUCAACAUUCCAGGGUUCGCAGGCCGAAAUGGCCUCCCUAUCGGCUUGACGUUGGUUGGUGCGAGGUAUCACGACUUGCAUGUGUUGUAUGUGGCGAAGGCCAUUGGUGAGGCCUUUGAGAGGGGGGGAGGGUUCGUCUCGAAGAUUGUUUAAAUCUGCAUGGAAUUAAUGGGGUUUUGAAGAUAUGAAUAGAGAUAUGAUGGAAUGCCAUCCGCUCUCUAUUCCCACUUCCUCUUGUUUUGCGGAAUGCAAAUUCAAAGCAAACAUUGUAGAUUGCGGCAUCAGCCCGGAUAAAGCAGCGCUACAGGCUCGGUAUUUAGGUCAUGCAAGCGAGGUAAACAAACAGCUCAGCUCAGUUGUAUAGUAUCGCGGUCCACGUUUCCGCGAUUUAAACUGCACACAAGGUCAUCCUCAUUGUCCUCAAUAUUAUCUUGCCAGACCCUUGUAGUCUUCCCAAGCAACGAACUGCCUGGAGACCGUAGCAAGAUAUGGGUAUUUGGCGCAUUGAAAGGUGGGUAUUCGAAGCAAGCUCACAAUUGGCUGAAGAUCUCGAUUGGCAGUCUGCUCUGCAAGAUAUAGCAAAUCUGGUCUCGAUGAAACCUGGGCUGCCUUUUCAGGUUUGAGAAUAAGGAUCAAAGUUGGCGAUAAGGAAACGCGAGGCUCUACAAGCUAUGCGAUUGCACUCCGUGGACGGGCACAGGACUUGCAAAGUAAUUUCCAAAUUCGCUCAAAUGUCUGAGAGGGAAGGGUCCUCCUUCCGAGGACACGUUUGGCAUCUGCGUCGAUGCGAAGGUUGGUGUCCCAAAAGGCUUUUGUUGCUGAGCAGAAUGAAUGGCAGAGUCACCAUGAAUGAUUUGUGCUCAGGGAAGAGAGUUAUUUUCUGAGCCUGGUUGUAAUACAGUGUGUGUAUUCUCGACAUAAUUUGAAAGAUCU